AUGAAUUCAGUUAUCAAUUCGGCGCUCCUCGUGCUCCUGGUUGUCGCCGCUAACACCGCCGGAUGUCUCGCUGUGCAGCGGCCGUACCUCGACCCAAAGCAGCACGCGGUGUUGAAGGAGCUCGUGCAGCAGUGGGGCAAGUUCAAGGGGUCAUCCACGUGGACCCAAUCGGGCGGGCCGCGCCGCUGCAACACGUACGCGGGCGUGCGCUGCAAUCCCAAGGGCUACAUCAACAACAUGACUCUUGUGGAGGCGGGAGCUAAGGGUCCCAUCGGCUCGCUUACUAAGCUCGCGUCGCUGCGAUACCUCGACCUGUCGAGCAACUCUAUCAACGGAUCUAUCAGCAGCCUCAGCAAGCUCAGGGGGCUCGUGCACCUGGACCUGAGCGGCAACCCCGACGUGUCCAAAGGAAUCGAAGCUCUCCCCGCCAUUCGCGGCCUCGUGCACCUCGAUCUCUCCGACUCGGGAGUUGAGGGUCCCAUUCCGACUGCCCUCGCCACUAUGCGACUCACGUACCUCGAUCUGAGUCUGAACCGGCUGACGGGAACCAUUCCGGCGUUCAUUGGCAUGAUGAAGAGUCUCGUGUACCUCAACCUGGCAGCGACGGGCGAGGAGGGGCUGAACGGGCUGCUGCCGCGCAGCAUUGGCAACCUCGUCAACCUCAAGGAGCUGUACCUGCACAAGAACCGCCUCACUGGACGCGUCAACUCCAUCGGCAAACUCACCAAGCUGCAGCGCCUGCUGUUGGGCGACAACUACUUCCGCCAGGUCUUCCCCAGCAACUUCAAGGCCCUCCGCAACCUCGACUACCUGAGCAUGCGCUACAACUCCUUCUCCGGGGAUCUGCCUUCCUUCAUCGGCAACCUCACCAAGCUCAGCUUCCUCUCCCUGAACGACAACCUGCUCUCCGGAAACGUCCCUGCCACCUACAAGAACCUCAAGAACCUGCAGACGCUGAACCUGCAGAACAACCGUUUGAGCGGCUACCUGCCUGACUUUACUUCUCAGAGCAAGCUCAAGUCCAUUGACGUGAGUGGCAACUACAUCACAGGCCCACUGCCCAAGUUUGCCACCAUGCCAGAAUCCGCCAAUUUCAACAGCAACUACUUUUUCGGCUCCUCGGUCCCCGCCACCACCAGCGGCAAGACUGUGUGCUCGGCAGACAUCGGCAACAACUGCCUCACCGUGCCUUCCUCUUACAGCUGCGGCUCCAAGCCCAAGCAGAGAGUCGCCAAGUCGUGCCAGCAGUUCUGCAACACUUCUGGGAGCUCCCAGUGCGGUGGAAAGGGGUAUUGCACGGUGGAACUGUUUCUCUCGAGUAUAAAGAAUUGCUCGUCUCAAACCCUUAUUUUAGAGAACCGCCUUCAUCAGAACACGCGCGCGAUCGACCCCUCCGCCAUGGCAGACAGGACAGGACCCUCCGAGGAAAUGCGUCCCUGGCGAAUCCUAGACGCAGCAUACUCGGCCGCAUUUCUCGCCGCCCUGUGCGCCUGUUCGGUUUCCCUCGCCCCGCGAACACCAUUUUUCGUCUCCGCCGCCGCAAUUAACAGCAGCGGUAAAAGCAGCGAGAAUGGCGGCGCGGAAGCAGCAGCGCGGCUUAAAAGCCUGUACAUGCUCCCGGCCGUGGAUGCCACGGGUCAGCUCCGGUCCCUAAGCGAGCUUCGCGGCACGGUGUCAUUGGUGGUGAACGUGGCCAGUGACUGUGGGCUCACUAAGAGGAACUACGAGGAGCUAGCAGUGCUGCACAACCGCUUUGCUGCGCGCGGCUUCCAAGUGCUCGCAUUCCCCUGCAACCAGUUCGGCAACCAGGAGCCCAGGUCCAACAGUGACAUCCUCUCCUUUGCCCGCACGAACCACUCUGCACCGUUCCGCAUCUUCGCCAAGACGCUGGUGAACGCGCCACUGGAGUGCUCGGGCACGGAGGCUGCGUGCACGGCCAGCACCACGAGCUGCUGCCCGUCCAACAGCCUCGUCUUUGACCUACUCAAGCAGCACUUCCCUGGCGACAUCGAGUGGAACUUUGCCAAGUUUCUGGUGGGCAAGGACGGCAUAACCAUCCGCCGCUAUGCCCCCACUGUGAAUCCUCUAGACAUUGCGCCACACAUUGAAGCGGCUCUCGCUGCUCCCACUCCCCCCUCACACGCCCACAGCUGGUGGGGCUUUGGAGACGGCAAGGACGAGGGGCAUGCAGACAUGCUGUGA
Closterium sp. Yama58-4 is the source of this 2202-nucleotide messenger RNA. The record is from the annotation of a GenBank genome assembly. Lineage: Eukaryota; Viridiplantae; Streptophyta; Zygnematophyceae; Desmidiales; Closteriaceae.